This is a messenger RNA of Orbicella faveolata, 1054 nucleotides long. RefSeq names its product all trans-polyprenyl-diphosphate synthase PDSS1-like. The record is from RefSeq and is a predicted model, not a curated record. Gene Ontology annotation, molecular function: prenyltransferase activity. Gene Ontology annotation, cellular component: transferase complex; mitochondrion. Lineage: Eukaryota; Metazoa; Cnidaria; Anthozoa; Scleractinia; Merulinidae. Gene Ontology annotation, biological process: ubiquinone biosynthetic process; isoprenoid biosynthetic process.
GAUCAACUUUUCUACUAGUAUAAUUUUUUAUUAUUAUUAAUAUUGCUACUCCCCCUGGAAAGGAUGAUAAUCCAACACAAGAUGCUGUAAGUACUCUGCCUGCCAUCCCCCAACAUUUUGUCCAUUGUGUGAACAGUUUCCUGUCACACACCAAUUUAUUUUUUUUGGCUGGGCUGCUUGCUUGAAUAUCCCUUCUUUUUCUUCUUCAGGACAAUCCUUCCAUCUCAAGAGAUUGUAGUUAUGGUAUCAGAAAUGAUUCACACCGCUAGCUUGGUACAUGAUGAUGUUAUUGAUGGUGCGGAUACAAGACGUGGCAAAGUCUCUGUGAACAAAAUGUUCGGAGAAAAAAUGUCAGUUUUGGCUGGAGACUACAUCCUUUCCUGUGCUUCCCAGGCUUUGGCAAAGCUUGGAAACAGUGAAGUGGUAGAGUUAUUAGCCAAAGUUGUAGAUGACCUAGUAAAAGGUGAAUUUAUGCAACUAGGUUCUAAAGAACAUCCAGACGAGAGGUUUAAUCACUACUUAGAGAAGACGUACAAGAAGACUGCAAGUUUGAUAGCUUGCUGCUGUAAGGCAGUAAGUUUGUCAUUAUUGUCAUUUCCUCUAGUACUUUUAAGUCCAGCAAAGCUGACUAUACAGUUCACGUAAUAAUGGCGGCCAGUAUUAUAGAUUAAUGUGUAAUAACUACAUCCAUGGUCAAAGCUUAACCCUUUCACUCCCAUGGGGAAAACCACAUGUUUUGUAAAACAGUAACCUUAGACCCAAGAACCACACAUUGUAUACCAUUUGAAAGAUAUUAUCUGUGGGAUACCUUACAGCACAUCAUACUAUCAGCCAUAGAGGAAGCCUCAGUUUUUGUUUCUGUGGGUUGAUGUAAACAUCUAAGAAGCUUUGGGAAGUUCAGGUGUUCAUGUAAUUUUCCAGGGUUUCUUGCAUGUUUCCAUCAGGCUAACACUGAGGGAUCAUUUUCUAUUUCUAUGAUGCAAAUAACAAAAUUCAAUUGUAAUACAACACAGCCAUGUUUACGUACACUGUAGCUUCAUAGAAAAUCACCAAA